AGUUUUGAAAGCCUUCUGCCAAUCUGUACGUGCUGGAAUACAACACUACCGGAGAGGCAAUGGAAGAGCAGACAGUAUAGAUUACAGCUGUAUGUAAAAUUUGUUACACAGGAUCGGGGAAUUAAGAGCAGUUUCACUGAACGGAAUUAAGGCACUUGAAUAAUUAUCAUUGAAUCUGAAUAGGCUACGAUGGACCUAGACACCUUACUAAACCCUUACAUCUUCUGCACCCUGAUCAUGAGUGUCCUUGUGUUCUAUACCCAAUGGUUCGAGUACCCUGUCUCGAACCUCAAACCACUUCCAGGACCGAGGGCGUGGUCCAUCCUCGGGAACCUCCCCCAACUCAUCGCAGCGAGGUUCGACAUCAGCAACUUCCACGAGAGACUAAGGAAAAUGUACGGUGCGGUGGUCGGGUAUCGCAUCCACAGUCACAAUGUCGUGGUCAUCAGCGACUUGAAAUUUGUUCGAGAGGUUGCCGAACACCCAGAUUUCUGUGGAAAAAUGAGAGACGAGUUGCGUGAAAAUUUCUCUGAGGAGUCGAAUGUAGGAAUCUUAACAUCAUACGGACAAACCUGGGAGGAACAUCACGAUGUCCUUUCAAGUUUCGUGACAGAAGUGUCCAAGAGCAAAGAGCUGGAGGACAUCUCAACCAAAGAGGCCACCAACCUCUCCAAGGUCAUGACCGACCUUAAAGAUAAAGACGCCGCCAUCCAUCGGUACUCUGUCCAAACCCUCGCGAUUAUCUUCUGUCAAGUGAUAUUCGGGAAGGUUUUUGGUAUCUAUGACGCACCCCUCAAGCAGCUUGUUGACAUCAUUAUGGAGAAACAGCGACAGGCGCCCUCUGCGGUGAUGUGUCUGCUGCCGUCUUACCUGACUGACUGGCCAGGCAGCGGCGCCAAAAGGCGACGUAAGCUUGAUGCCCGGUUUGUUAAUUUGGUCAAGGAAUUGGUCGGUGAUCACACCAAACCGAAUGAUCUGAAACCAUGCUUUGUAAAGAAGUACCGAGAGGAGAGCAUCCAGAAAAUACAAAAUUUGGACACUGGAGCAAUAACACUUCUUACUAGUCACAACCUCCUCUGGACAUGCAUAGACCUGAUGACUAUCUGCGUUGAUGAAGCAUCACUCUGUCUUACCCAAUCGCUUCUCCUGCUCGCUUCUCACCCGGAAGAACAGUCCAGAUUGUUGGAAUGCAUCGGACCUGAAGCAAAGUUACAUGACGAUCAGGAACCUUUGGCUUACCUUGAGGCAGUUCAGCAGGAGACGAAACGCCUCGCACCUGAUCAUCCGUGGUCAUUGUCUUUGGUGGCGCUGUCUGAUGUCACACUUGGUGAAUUUGAUAUUCCUCAAGGGGCAGUUGUCGUGGCAAAUGGGCGUUACCUCAGGCAAGGUUUGGACGAACCAGCUCGGUUCCGACCAGGCAGAUUUCUUGACGGAAACGGAUCAAGGGUUGAACUGCCACAGAUGGUAUCAUUCCCGGGAGGUAAGAAGACGUGUCCAGCUGACCUGAUGGUAUCAUUAGCCUCUACAAUUUUGACGAGACACAUUUGUCAACGGUUUAUACUGAGUCUGCCAGCUAAAUCUGCACACCCCUUUGAUAAGAAUGGACUCAUCCGAUUUAGUGCGCUUCACAAGACGAAACUUCGAGUAGACCCUCAUUAAUAUUCCAAGUUCAUGUUUAGACCAAUUAUUUAGAAAGUGCUAACAUAAUACUCGAACUAGAUAUCAUUUUGCAAAUCCCGUAACUAUGGUAACCUGUCUAUAAAAAACAAAAAGGUACAUCUGUAGGUGCCAAAAAGUAAAUAUCUUUUUUUUCUUCCACUACUAAGAAAUAGAAAGUAACCGGUAUAGUAAAAGUAGUAAGAGUCAAGGAACAGCUCUUAUCAGGGCUAAUCAAUUUCAAACGGGUAAGAAUGAUUAUUAAUGACCUGCAUGCAAUGCAAGCUUUUUAUCAAGAUGCAUUUGUAUCAACCAGUAGUAGUAGUAGUAGUAGUAGCAGCAGCAGUAGUAGUAGUAGUAGUAGCAGCAGCAGCAGAAGAAGAAGUAGUACUAGUAAUAUUUAGUAGUAGCGGUAGUACCGUAGUAGUAUAACAUGUUGCAGGCCUGGUAGAAGAAGAAGUAGUAGUAGUAGUAGUAGUAGUAGUAGUAGUAGUAGAAGUAUUGGUAGUAGCAGUAGUAUGAGGGGAGGAGGAAUAGAAGUAGUAGUGCUGGUAGUAGAAGUAACAGUAGCUAUGAUGGAGAUGAAGCUAAUUGUUUUGUUUGUAUUAUUUAUUUCAAUGUGCAAAAUAAUUAUAAAUGCAGAUGAGAAUUCAGAAUAGGAAUAAUCAAGAUUAGAAGAAGAAAAAGAAGGAGGAGGAGG
Lytechinus variegatus (green sea urchin) is the source of this 2356-nucleotide messenger RNA. RefSeq names its product cytochrome P450 2F2-like. Lineage: Eukaryota; Metazoa; Echinodermata; Echinoidea; Temnopleuroida; Toxopneustidae. Bases 190 to 1659 code for a protein of 489 amino acids. Gene Ontology annotation, molecular function: heme binding; iron ion binding; oxidoreductase activity, acting on paired donors, with incorporation or reduction of molecular oxygen, reduced flavin or flavoprotein as one donor, and incorporation of one atom of oxygen. The record is from RefSeq and is a predicted model, not a curated record. Gene Ontology annotation, cellular component: intracellular membrane-bounded organelle; cytoplasm. The transcript has 5 exons. Gene Ontology annotation, biological process: xenobiotic metabolic process.